This is a messenger RNA of Tyto alba (common barn owl), 2757 nucleotides long. It is a transcript of the gene METTL13, whose product is annotated as methyltransferase 13, eEF1A lysine and N-terminal methyltransferase. Lineage: Eukaryota; Metazoa; Chordata; Aves; Strigiformes; Tytonidae. The transcript has 8 exons. Bases 225 to 2309 code for a protein of 694 amino acids. The record is from RefSeq and is a predicted model, not a curated record.
UUUGCCCCGUCCUGUUUUGUUGCUUCAGAAGCGCUGCGCAGCCCAGCGUUAUUUAGGCCGCACGGCGGAGGUCGCGUCUGGGGUCUGCGGUGCGACCCGGCCGGGGUAUAACGGCAAAGCGGCGGGACUGCGGCUGCGCGGAGCGGCUAGCCAAUGGGAAGCGGCCGGGGGUGGGGAGUGAAGAGAAGCAGCCAAUCGGCGGCGGGAGCGCGCUGCGCGCCCGGAUGAGGUCAGAGCGCGGCGCAGCCAUGGAGCUGCUGCCCCGCAGCCCCGCGGCCUUCGGCUCGGGCCGGUACUGGGACCGGUUCUUCCGCCAGCGCGGGCAGCGCCCCUUCGAGUGGUACGGGGCCUUCCCGGAGCUCUGCCCCGUCCUGCACAAGUACGUCCGGCCUCGCGAUAAGGUUCUGGUGGUGGGCUGCGGGAACUCGGAGCUGAGCGAGCAGAUGUACGACGUGGGGAUGUGCGAGGAGGUCGUCAACAUCGACAUCAGCGCCGCCGUCGUCCGUCAGAUGCAAGAGCGGAGCGGCAGCAAGAGGCCAAAGAUGAGCUACCUGCUGAUGGACGUGCUUCAGAUGGACUUCCCCGAUGCCCAGUUCCAGGUGGUGCUGGACAAAGGCACACUGGAUGCCAUCCUCACUGAUGAAGAGGAUGCCACUCUAGCGAAGGUGGACAAGAUGUUUGCCGAGAUCAGCCGGGUCCUGCAGGUAGGAGGGCGCUACCUCUGCGUCUCCUUGGCUCAAGCCCAUGUGCUGAAGAAAGCAGUGGAAUACUUCUCCCAGGAAGGCUGGGUCGUGCGUGUCCAUCAGGUGGCCAGCAGCGGGGACAAGCAGCAGUUUGUCCUCCCAGUCUUUGUCUACGUCAUGACAAAGUUCAAGAAGAUCCCUGGCUCGGCACCGCAGAUCCUGGAGAUCUGCCCUGAGGAGCAGGACAAGCCGAUGAGGGUGGAGAGUGCAGAGCGGCUGGUGGCGGCGGUGAAGGACAGGCAGCAUUAUGCCCUGCUCUGCAGCCAGCUGAGCAAAACCCCCUGUGGGGAGCAGGUUUCCUUGGAUCUGUGUGACAAAGAGAGCGGGAGGCCCCGCUACACGCUGCAUGUAGUCGACAGCCCCUCGGUGAAACCUUCCCAGGACAAUCGCUUCGCCAUCUUCAUCAUCCCGCAGGGCAGAGAAACCGAGUGGCUCUUUGGGACGGAGGAAGGGCGGAGGCAGCUGGCCACCAGCGCGGGUUUUGGGCGCCUGGUCACCGUGGCCCUGCACAGGGAGCAGCACUAUGAGGGCAUGGCGGGCAUCCAGGCGGAGCUGUCGGGGAAGGUGAUGGAGCUGGCCCCGCCGGGCCUCCCUGCCCGGCACCAGGUGCCCUUCCUGUCUGUAGGAGGGGACAUCGGGGUGCGGAUGGUGCGGCACCGUGACACCAGCCCCUUGAGUGGGGAGUACGUUGUGGAGGACGUGAAGGGGGAUGGCACCUGCUACUUCCGACGCCUCAUCUUCCUCUGCAACAGGAACGUGGUACAGUCGGAGGCUCGGCUCCUGGCCCCUGUGCCUCUCCCAGGCCAGAAGAAACGGAGGAAGGACAAGAAGAAACCUAGCCCCGCUGAGCCACCUGCAGCCAUCGACAAGAGCUACCUAUGCUGCGAGCACCACAAGGCCAUGGUCGCGGGGCUCUGCCUGCUGGGGGGCCCCGAACCCCUCCCAGGAACCCCGCUGGCGGUGCUGGUGGUGGGGCUCGGCGGGGGCAGCCUGCCCCUCUUUGUCCAUGACUACUUCUCGCAGGCCCGCGUGGCCGUGGUGGAGAUCGACCCCUCCAUGCUGGAGGUGUCCACACGCUGGUUUGGCUUCUCCCAGGGCGACCGGAUGCAGGUGCACAUCUCCGAUGGCCUGGACUAUGUGGCCAAGCUGGCGGCUGAAGCCCCAGCCCAGUACGAUGCCAUCAUGUUCGAUGUGGACAGCAAAGACCUCACGGUGGGGAUGAGCUGCCCACCCUCAGCCUUUGUGGAAAAGUCCUUUCUACAGAAAGUUAAAACCAUUCUGAAGCCAGAAGGUGUCUUCGUGCUCAACUUGGUGUGCCGUGACGCCCAGCUGAAGGAGUCUGUCCUGGCCACCCUCAGGGAGGUCUUCCCCCUGCUUUAUGCGCGCCGCAUUGAAGGGGAAGUCAAUGAGAUUCUGUUCUGUCAGCCCAGCCCUGAGGACCAGCGGGACCCCACAGAGCUGGGGGCACGUGCCCGGGCACUGGAGGGGGCCCUGCGACAGCCUGGGCGCCCCUGGGACAGCUCCUACGUGCUGGCAGACAUGCUGCAGGCCGUCGAGAUCCUCUGAGAGGGGCUCUGAUGCCCCUUGAAGAGAAGAGAGGGUCCUCACUUGGAUGCUGUGGCCCUGCAGCAAAGGGGUACCUAUGGCUGGGACUGCAGCUCUGGGGGGGCCAGGACUGGCCUGGGUCUGCCUGAAGGAUGGAACUGGCACGGGGCAGCGCUCCCCAGAGCGUGGCUCCCCAGCAAGCAGUCCAGGACACGGUGGAGGGCUGCGCAGCCCAAGGGGCAGCAUUGGGGUGGUGAGGGGAAGAAGGUGUUGGGGCACUGGCAGGACUGUGGGUUUGAGUCUGUCACCAUUGCUUUCCUGCUGUGGGGAAAAAGGUCCCUUCAGCUGUCCCCUUCCCUCCAACGGUCUCCUCACAUCUCUAGUAUCCCUGGUCACUGGUGUCUGUGCAGAGCCCAAGCCUGGGGGUAGGCUGAGAGCUGUGAAAAUAAAGUGCUCAGGGCUGCUCCAA